AUGCAGGCCCUACUCUUGUUGGUCUUUCUCUUGCCUCCUGAAGCUGGAGCUGGGGAGAUUAUCAGCGGCAUUGAGUCCAAGCCACACUCUUGCCCCUACGUGGCCCAUCUGGAAUUCAUCACUAACCAAGGUUAUGUUGACAACUGUGGUGGGUUUCUCAUAAGUCAAGAAUUUGUAAUGACAGCUGCUCAUUGCCAAGGAAGGCACAUCACUGUCACUGUUGGAGCUCAUAACAUGAAACAGGAAGAACGCACAUGGCAGAAGCUGGAAGUCACGGAACAAUUCAUUCCCCCAAAUUACAACUUCUUUACCAAUCUCAGUGACAUCAUGUUACUGAAGGUGCAAAAAAGAACCAAGCUGACCCAUGCUAUGGGGACAGUUCCCCUGCCCACCCGGUCUACCAUCAUUCAACCUGGGAGAAUGUCAGCAGCUGGCUGGGGCAGUACAGGCGUGACAGAGCCAGAGUCUGAUACUCUGAGAGAGGUGAAGCUGAGACUCAUGGAGGCCUGCAGCCACUUUCCGUUUUAUCAUCCUAAAUUCCAAAUCUGUGUGGGCAAUCCCAGGAAGAGAAGAUCAGCGUACAAGGUGACCAGACACCUACACUUUCUCACCACAUAG
Messenger RNA from Cynocephalus volans (Philippine flying lemur), 618 nucleotides. Its product is annotated as mast cell protease 4-like. Gene Ontology annotation, biological process: proteolysis. The record is from RefSeq and is a predicted model, not a curated record. NCBI's taxonomy places the organism in Eukaryota, Metazoa, Chordata, Mammalia, Dermoptera, Cynocephalidae. Gene Ontology annotation, cellular component: cytoplasm; intracellular membrane-bounded organelle. Gene Ontology annotation, molecular function: serine-type endopeptidase activity.